UAAGUCCUCGCUGCACAUUAUCCCUUACAUGUUUCCAUCUUGAGCUUUGUUAGUUAGUUUCCUAACGGACGUAAUGUAGCAGCUGUAGCUUUUCUCAGACGCGGAGGGAUACUGACUUGUUGUGAAAAGUAACUACAAUUCUACCCGUUGUAUACGCUCAUUAUAUCACGGCUAAGAACCAAUCAGAUUGAUGAUAAUGAUGAAUUACAGUAUAAUAGGAGACCUUUUCAAAGCAAGAUAAACCUUAAUAAUGAGCGUUAAUAUCUGCACUAAUGAAACCCUUUAAAGCAAAUAAGGUAGCAGAUUUAAAACUGAUUGUUACGGAUAGAGCUGCAACUAACGACUGAUUUACUUAUUGAUAAAUCUCAUAUUUUCUGCAUCCAUUUAAUCUCCAUCCCAGUUCCUAAAGAGUGAAGUCUUUGUAUAUGUUGUUUGUAUUGAAUUUAAAGCGAAGAGAUGUUGGAUUUUAAUGUCAUGUGUUCUCCUCAGGCUGGAGCUCAGAGUGCCGUUCCUGGAUCAUCGUCUCACAGCAUACUUUCUUUCUCUGCCCGACGACAUGAAGGUUCCCAAGCACGGGGUGGAGAAGCACCUCCUGAGGGACUCGUUCAGCGACCAGGACCUGAUCCCAGAUGAGAUCCUGUGGAGGCGCAAGGAGGCCUUCAGCGACGGCAUGAUGUCCGUGAAGAAGUCGUGGUACGUCUGUCUGCAGGAGCACCUGGAGGACAUGGUGAACGACGAUCAGAUGGAGAAAGCCCCCCAGACGUUUCCUCACAACCCCCCCCACACCAAAGAGGCCUUUUAUUUCCGCCAGGUGUUCGAGCAGCGAUUCCCGGGUCGAUCCCAGUGGCUCCCUCACUACUGGCUCCCCCGCUGGACGCAGAGCAGCGACCCCUCGGCUCGCACCCUCGCCUUCUACACCCCCGAUAAGGAGGAGCAGUGAGAGGACAGUUCACAUGCGCCGUGUUAUGCAUGGCUGCUGCACCUCGCGGGAGCGUGCACAGCGUAAAGCCAAAACUCACAGACAUUUCAAUGAUCUGUGCGGCACAGUUAGUUUUGGAAAGGUAUGAUUUCCUUUUUGGAGGGCAUGCAUAACACGGCAUAACACCGGAGCCUCGCUGCGGGGAAACUUUGGCGCUGUUCUGAGUUUGUUCUAAUACGUCAAAAAUGACGGACUGCUUUCAGAUUUGUCCGUCAUUGUUAAAAAAAAUCCGUCAUAGAUGGAAAAUAUUCGGUUAACGCGACCUCUGGUCAGGUUUUAUAUUCACGGCUGCUCUAUCUAUGUUUUAUGAUGUCUGUAAAGGACCUCUUUGUGUUCAUGUGUGGGUAUUGCCAUUGACACUGGCUUCAGGAAGUGGACGAAAUGAAACCUGGAAAUAAAAUGACAUUUAAUCACCA
This is a messenger RNA of Gymnodraco acuticeps, 1395 nucleotides long. RefSeq names its product asparagine synthetase [glutamine-hydrolyzing]-like. The record is from RefSeq and is a predicted model, not a curated record. NCBI's taxonomy places the organism in Eukaryota, Metazoa, Chordata, Actinopteri, Perciformes, Bathydraconidae. Gene Ontology annotation, molecular function: asparagine synthase (glutamine-hydrolyzing) activity. The transcript is spliced from 3 exons. The coding region runs from base 470 to 940 and encodes 156 amino acids. Gene Ontology annotation, cellular component: cytosol.